Molecule: messenger RNA, 1937 nt
Organism: Drosophila elegans
Lineage: Eukaryota; Metazoa; Arthropoda; Insecta; Diptera; Drosophilidae
Product: L-lactate dehydrogenase B chain
Exons: 5
Coding region: 82-1164 (360 amino acids)
Biological process (GO): carboxylic acid metabolic process
Molecular function (GO): L-lactate dehydrogenase (NAD+) activity
Source: RefSeq, a predicted model, not a curated record
UUCUCAAAAAUUAAACACCGAUCUUUUGAGUUACAAAAUUCUAAAUUUAAAAUCUUCGACUUAUUUUAAGGUUUUGUAAUCAUGUUUAAGCUGGUGAGUCGCUUGAAUACGACAAAUUACAUGGCCUCCAGCUGUAAGCACCAGCCGCACGCCACCAAACCUCAAGGUUCCGCCUUUAACAAGAGGAUGAAGCCCAUGAAGGAGUUUACGCACGGUAAGAUCCCCAAGAUCAGUGUGGUGGGCGCUGGACAGGUGGGUACGGCGAUCAGUGUCAUGCUGCUGCUCCGCAAUCUCACCAAAUACCUCGUCAUCCUGGACGUCAACUACGAGCUGGCCAAAGCGGAGGCUCUGGACUUCCAGCAUGGCGCCGCCUUUCUGGGCGAUCCACGGAUUGUGCCCUGUGGCGAUGGCUCUCACUCCAAGGAUUCCGAUUUGGUUAUCAUUACGGCUGGGGCCCGACCAGCCGGAAAGGAUCGCUCUCGCAUGACAGCCAUGUCCAAGACCGUGGAGAUACUCAAGGAGGCGGUGCCGAAGCUGGUGGAACUCAGUCCCAAGGCCACCUUCAUAGUCAUCUCGAAUCCCGCCGAUGUGAUGACCUACGCAGUGCAGCGGAUUGGAAAAUUGCCCAAACAUCGGUGCUUCACCACCGGCUGUCAUCUGGACUCGAUGCGGUUCCGCAAUGCCAUCGCCGGACGACUUCGGUUGCCGGCGUCUCAAGUCCAGGGCUUCGUGAUCGGGGAGCAUGGCAACAGUGGGGUGCCCGCUUGGUCUACCGUCUCCAUCGGCGGCAUACGGCUGAAGGACGUGGUCAAGGAUUUGGCCUGCGGCGAAGAUCCGGAGAAUUGGUUCGAGAUCAACGGGCAGGUCGCCUCAGGCGGUCUGUUCGUGGGCAAGGUCAAGGGUUACACCAACUGGGCCAUUGCCACCACCUGCACGGACAUCGUGGAGGCGAUGUGCGGCGGCAGGGGCAAGAUCGCCUCCGUGGGCACCGACAUGCGGGGCAUCAAUGACAUCAAGGACAACGUUGUGCUAUCCCUACCCUGUCUGGUCCAAGCGGGUGGCAUUAGUCAUGUGUUCGAGCUGCCCCUCACGGAUGUGGAGAAACAGAAGCUGCACGCCUCUGCCGAGAUUCUCCUCGAGGCCCAAUGCUUCUUGAAGCUUUAAGCCAGCAGAAAAAAAGUAUUAAAAGUUUGAACCUCACUGGAUAAUGACAAUUUCCACUUGAGAUAAUCAACUCAAAUAAAAGAAGGAUGGGCGAAAUAUGAUUGAAAAGAUGUUGGAUACUAAAAACAUCUUGCAUAUCUUAGAAGACCUUUAAGUUCUGAACUAAAUGCAAGCCAAUGAUGAUUAUAGGAUGAUUUCCAAUAAUAGUGCUCUUAAAGUUACUAUACUUAGUGAUAGCUCAAAUACCAUCUUAGAGGCCUCCGCUGUGAUGAAGUUAUCCAAAAAUAACCACACUCAAAUCUCAAGUGGAAAAUGGGAAAGAAAUGAAGAAGAGCAAAGAGAGUGAAUAGGCAAGCCCUUUGCCCUUUCCACUUAUUCUCCAGAGCAAGCGAGACAAACACACCAUCUUUUGUAAACAAUCUGUUAGAGUGCAACGAUAUGAAGAUACUAUUCGGCAUUUCUGUAACCCUGCGGUGACAAUAUUUUGGAUUGGGGCGAUUCCUCAAGAUCGUGGGGCAGGUCUGCCAAUGAAAAUCGAAAGUCAAAGGUCUUGGAAACGAAUAGACUGUGAUGGUGCCUGAACCUUUUUAAAAACGUGUAGGAUAUUGAAAAUCAAACCAGGCCAGUCAAUGUGCUGAAAUUAUCAAUUUCGAGAUCUGGUUUCACCCUGAGGAAAGCAAAAGUUUUGUUGGUGAAACUCUGAAGGUCCUUUUGGAGUGGAAAUAGAUUUCAAGUGCUUAUACAGGUAGUCCUUAUGUAUGCUGCUCUUAGUU